CCUCCCUCUCUCUCUCUGAAUUUUUGGAGCUGCUGCAACGACCGACUGAACUCCGAGUCUGGGCCUGACGCCGGUGGAGCUCCGUCGGACGGUGAUCCACCAUCGCCGCUAUCCGAGGUUUGAGGAGGAGAGCAUCGGUCAACCGAUCGCCUAUGAGUUACGUGCUAACGACGCUGACGAAGAAGAGGGAGGUCGACUCCGUCAUCAGAGACACCAUCGAUAAGGUCCUCGUUCUCCGCUUCGGCCGCGCCUCCGACGCCGAGUGCAUGCAGCUGGAUGACAUCCUCGCGAAAUCUGCGAGGGAAGUUUCAAAGUUUGCCACCGUAGCUCUCGUGGACAUUGAUUCCGAGGACGUGCAAGUCUACGUCAAGUAUUUCGACAUCACGUUGACUCCUUCCUCCGUCUUCUUCUUUAACGCUCAUCACAUGAAGAUGGACUGCGGAACUGCAGAUCACACCAAAUGGAUCGGGGCAUUUCGCAGGAAACAGGACUUCAUUGAUGUUGUUGAGGCAAACUACAGGGGAGCGAUGAAAGGCAAGCUGAUCGUGAACUGCCCCUUGCCCCCGGAGAGAAUACCGAGAUAUCAGUUGUUGUACAAAGACAUGUAGAGAUUUUCGAGACAAAACCGGAAGAAGUCAUUUAGCAGUCAGGAAAAUGCUAUAUCCUCCUCCUUGGAUGAUGAAAAUUCUCUCAGAGUAGCGAUAUUGUGACUCGCGAGAGUUUUCAUCGACGAGCAACCUCCGAAUUGGAAGAAAGAGCAUUUCCUUGAAUGACACGGAAUCUUCUCAUCCAAUCUGCCAAACUAUUCUGAGAGAAUUGGAAGAAAGAGCAUUUCCUUGAAUUGGCGGGCUUGUUUUGGGAUGACACCUACUAGUAUCAGCUAUGGAUUUCUUUUUCUUGGUACCCAAAGUUUGUAAUAUCUGAUUUUGUUUGGAAAUGGAUUGGGGUUAUAUUAUAAAUAUUAUUUUGGAUUGUAA
This is a messenger RNA of Punica granatum (pomegranate), 977 nucleotides long. The record is from RefSeq and is a predicted model, not a curated record. NCBI's taxonomy places the organism in Eukaryota, Viridiplantae, Streptophyta, Magnoliopsida, Myrtales, Lythraceae.